AUGGCAGAUUCUGAUGCUAAUGCUGAUUCGGAAGGCAUUAUUAAUGUUAAUACUUCUAGUGAUGAAACAUUAAGCGACAAUAACAUUAGUAUAAACUCUAAUAGCGACACAGAAUAUAAUAAUAAAUUGAUUAUUAUAAAAGACAAAAAAUCUCCAAAUGGUGAGCAGGAAUGUGGGCAAUUAGUUAAGACUCAAGGCUCUACUGGUACUAAACCUAUUGAAAAAAACAACAUAGCUGUACAACCAACGAUUGGUGAAAUGUUUCAGUGUGCUGCUAAGCAAAAUCCUCGUCAAAAUGAAUCUAUUGAACAUGCUUUGGUUACCUGGAUUAUUACAAAUUCACAACCUCUUCAUGUCCUGCAAAGUAAAAGUUUUAUUAAACUUAUUAAUACAUUAAAUCCAUAUUAUGAACUUUCUUCUAAUAAACAAAUCAAAGCAAGAAUUCACCAAAGCUACAAUUAUUCAGUAAAACAUCUUAAAGCUCUCUUUAAAACAGAACUUAAAACAU
Dentiscutata erythropus is the source of this 508-nucleotide messenger RNA. The record is from the annotation of a GenBank genome assembly. Lineage: Eukaryota; Fungi; Glomeromycota; Glomeromycetes; Diversisporales; Gigasporaceae.